Molecule: messenger RNA, 447 nt
Organism: Adineta ricciae
Lineage: Eukaryota; Metazoa; Rotifera; Eurotatoria; Adinetida; Adinetidae
Source: the annotation of a GenBank genome assembly
AUGGAAGACGGUCACAAAGUCGUCAAAAUCAUGUCCGCGACCUCAUUUGCUUCGGAAAUUAUGCUGGUUCUCAUGGGAUUAAGUGGAAUAGCAGUCGUCGGUGUUCAUAUUGGGUAUUUUUCGACUUUACCGUAUUUACUCAUUGGUCUCGGUUUGUUCUUUGGUUCAUUCGCAACAGUUUUCUGUAUGCUUGGAAUUUAUGUCCUUCUUUAUCAAGACUAUCGUCAAUUGAAAGUCUUAACUACGUUCCUAACGAUCUUUCUUGGCCUUCAAUUAGCCUCAAUUAUUCAUUUAUACGUCUUUACUAAUAAUAUGAAUUCAACCGAGCAAAACCAAGGUUCAAUCAUAUCAUUAGAUGUUUGCUUUGGAUCAAGUGCAUGUGCUUUAGUGGCGCUUAUCCUUCAUUUGAAGCAAAAAGGAUCAACAAUCGAAAUGGUCAAAUUGUAA